AUAAGCUUACUGGAAUGAUCGCUAGUGUUUUGGUGAAAAAGUACUGGGUGUCGUGCAAACUAGUUGCCUAGGCGCAGACUCUCUAUGGUUUUGUUCGUUUGCAUUUCAGUUUCAGUGGCUAGGGUUCAUUCAUUGAUAGAUCAGAGGGUUCACUAUUCAACAAUUGUCAUAAGUUGAACUCAGCCUAUGGGUGCUUUGCAGCAAUCGACAAACCCCCUUACAGACACGCGUGAGAUUCGGGAAUAUUUGAGGAAUUAGUGAAAGUUUGGUGUAUUUUCUCAAGUAGAAAAUUAAAGAUCAACUUUUCGUAAUGUCGAAAGGCAAUCCGAUUUCUACUCUUCGUGUGUAGCGUUCACUUUGUAAUAUCGUUGUGCUCUCUGAUAUUGAACGAGUAAUGGAGCAACAAUCGAGUGAAAUUCCCGUUACGGACGUAGUACCCGUCCUUGUAAAAGUUGAACCAGUUGAUCAAAAUUCCAGCACACAAGAACCUCUCCCAAUUGUUGCUCAGCCGUCUUCCAACGAGGAAUAUGUUGAGCCCAGGAUUGAAUGCACGACCGAAACUCUUGAGAGUGAAUUCCGGACGUUGUUAACAAAAUGUGUAUUUUGCUCUAAAACAUUCACUGUGGCUGAUAGCUCCAAGCUCUUGGAAUGUCUUCAUGCAGCAUGUGCUUCCUGUAUCAGGGGCAAGCUCAAUGAUCACAAUUUUGCUGAUGUUGAGGUUGUGCUCGAAAGCAAUGUUAUUGUUUGCCAAGUUUGCAAUGUGGCUUGUCGGGUGGAAAACCUGAUAGAAAAUAGGUUUUUCUUGAAAUCAGUUGACGAUGAGAACGCCUGUGGGACAGAUGAUCUGUCGGAUGGGAUGAAAGAGGGAGAAGAAGAAAGAAAAUGUACUAGUUGCCACGAUAAUGCAACUGCAACUAGUUGGUGUGUAGAAUGCGAAGAGUUUAUUUGCGAAAAUUGUGUAUUGGCUCAUCAACGACUCAAGAUAACUAAGGAUCAUACGAUAAAACCUAAGGGUGAACUAGCUAACGAAGAAGAAUAUACAAAAAAAAUAACUAAGAAAUUGCCUGGUUACUUAUUUUGUUCAGUUCACUCCCAUGAACAGCUUUCCUUGUUUUGUCAAACCUGCGACAGACUAACUUGCAGAGAUUGCCAACUUUCCGACCAUCGUGAUCACAAAUAUAAAUUUAUCCAUGAAAUUGCUGCUGAAACCCGUACAUCUAUGUCAACUCUACUCAAAGAAGUUAGCUAUAAAAGGGUUUUGUUGAAGAGUGCUAUGAAAGUCAUAGAAGAUCGACAAACUUUGAUACUAGAGAAGAAGAAAAGCCUGGUUCAGGAUAUUACGCACAUGGUUGUACAGUUGACAAAUGCAAUCAACACAAGGGGAAAACAAUUAGUGCUCCGGCUAAAUGAAGUAUGUGAUCAGAAGCAAAAUACUCUGAACGAAAAGAAAGUUGCCUUAGACCAACUCUCGAAACUCACGGAUCAUUGCAUUCAAUUUGUCAAUCAUGCUUUAGACAAGGGCUCUGAUAUGGCCUUGUUGUACAGUAAGAAGUCUGUUAUAAAUCAUCUUCAAAGAAUAAAAACUCGUCGUGCCGAUAUUCCAAACCCUGAAAUACCAGUGAGAAUCCAUUUGUCAUUAGAUAAAGUUCCAGAUCUAAUAAAAGUGGUCUCAUCUAUUGGGGCUAUAGUUGUGGAUGGUAGGGUAUAUCCGUCAAUUUCUCCUACCUCUGGGCCGCUGCCUCUGUCAAAUCAAUUCAACGAACCGAACGUAGAGCAAAAAUCUCACCACCCCAAUAACCCAUCACACUCCGAACAAUCCGUUCUACCUUCACAUGGUCCAUCACCAACGCAACAUGCCAGUAUUCCGCCAAAUCCUUAUCAACAAAUGCCUCAUCCCUUAGCUCAACAGCAAUCAAUUCCGAAUUACAUGCAUUAUAACCACCAUAAUCACCCUCCUCGUUCAUCCCCACAAACGGCAUUACAUCCUCCCCGUCAACCCUAUGGGUUGAAUCCCAACCCACGAUUACAGCAGUCUUUGUUGAUGUCACAACGACCUCCAGGUAGCUGUCACCAACAAGUGACUUCCUCAACGCAUCCUCAUCAACAGCUCCAUUUGGAUCAGCUCGGUCAAAAUCCAAGUCUCCGGGGCCUUCUGGCUCACAACCCUCCGCCUUACAGACCUUCAAAUAAUCACUUAGCCUAUCGUUUCCCUACAAAUUACCGCUGUCCUGGGAAUACCUCACAACGACCAUUACCGCCUCACACAUUUCAUCAACAGACAAAUCAGGCCUUGGGAUCAGGUGUGAGAAUGCAACAGGUUAGCCCCACUACACCUUUAACCCAGCAUCUAAAUUAUUCCGUUCAUCAGCCACCAGCCGCACGCUGGCAUAUUCCUCAAAAUCUGAAUCCCCGCCCUCCUUUUUAUCCUGCCCGGCAUUCUACACCUCCUGUAACAGCACCUGCAAAUGACACGUAUAAAAUAACUCUGAAAAAUCCGCAUGCUCCUAAUCAAAAAUUUACUUCAAGUACAAAUGUAAAUUCAGAUGUUUUGCCUCUGUCCCAAAAUUUGUCUAUUGGACAAGCAGUGAGCUCGUCUGUUCCAAAAACGCCCAGCCCGGUACCUUCACAUGCAAAGGCUGACGAUCCUGAAAAAAGCUUAGACCAAUUUUGUCAGGAAUCUGUUAAGGAUUUGAUGUUAACUAUCGCUAAACUUGAUAGCAAUGGAAUCGUUGUGAUCCCAGAAGCACAAAGAAAUCAGUUAGAGUCUAUUCAGGUCGAUAGUUCUACAGAUGAAGGCAUGCAUUCGCUCACCGAUAAUACUUCAGAUAAUUCGAAAAAUACUACGGCAUGUAUGACUAAAGAUGAUCCAAAUGAAGAUUGGUGCGCUGUCUGUAUGGAUGGGGGAGAUGCUGUACUGUGCUGUGACAAAUGCCCCAAGGUCUUUCAUCUUUAUUGUCACAUACCUGGCCUGAAAACAUUCCCAGAUGAAAGUGAAACUUGGCAGUGUAUGUUGUGUACCAAUGUACUGGACUGUUCGGAAGACCCACCAGGCGAGAAGAGAAUACCAGGCAUGAGUGCUCGUGAUUUAAGAGUGGCACAACGCAUAGUAUUAGAGCUUUACUGCCAAUAUGAACACAGUUUACCUUUCAGAGAAGUUGUUUCCACAGAGAUUGUCGAGUAUCAUCGCAUUAUAAAGAACCCCAUAGCCUUGGAUGUUAUUCGAAAUAAAUUAAAGCCUGAUCAUCCUGAACACUACACAGACUUACGUCAAGUCUUGGCAGACAUCAGAUUGAUGUUCAAAAAUGCUUUUACAUAUAAUCCAGUGGAGUCACAAGUAUAUCAAGAGGCUCGAAAUUUGGAAGAAUUUUUUGAAAAACUACUUCUCAAGUGGGUACCAAUGUACGCGUAUGAUGAUACUUUUCUCACAGGUGAGUGUGAGGAAAAAGAAGACGUGUUUCCUCCUAACAAAAAAUAUCGUCGUAUCAUAAGUGAUUGACUGAAGCAUAUCAUAAAAAAUGCCAGGCAAGCAAUUUGAGUUAAUUUAAAAAUUCAUCUAAUUAUCUGUAGUUGAUAAUUUUGGGAUUUGAAACGUAACUACUGCGUUGACAAAUGUAUAUAAUAUUUGGUAUACUAUGUACUAGAUUUGCCAACGUUUGCUAGCUUUUGUUAUAGCCGGACAAAUCUGUAUGACUGUAGUCAUUCGAUAACAGAUAUUCAUUAGUUGAAUUAGGGUACAAUAUCGUUUACCUUGUGAUCAACUUUGGGUAAUUCGAGUAAGCAAUAAAAACAAUGAAAUAUAUUCGAUUCGCUAAGCUACCUUUGUGGCAUAUCGUCAAAAAGUUUCUUCACGAAUUAAAUUAUACAUAUGCGUAUACUAUAUUUAUUGCCACAUGAUAUGCCUGAUUGUAUAAAGAAUUUCAUGACUUGGAAAUUUUUUUUUCACUGUCAUGUAGUAGUAAUUUGAUAUUUUAAAAAUGGGUUUGAUACUCUUUUGUGAGUCAAGAACCCUUCCCAAUAUUCUAUAUAUUUGAUUUUAUCGGAAUGGUAAUCAUACUUUCUCUGUACGACAUAGCUAAAGUUAUACCACACAAUUUACGUCUGAUAUUUGAACGGUAACAAAUACAUUAUACAAAUGUAUUCAAUAUGAUUGGAUGUGGACGAUAGGGACGAUUUAUAGUGCCGAGGACAAUUAUAGGUAUUACAAGUCUAAGUAGUCCAAUUAAAUUAACGUUUACAUCGGGACAUUGAGGUAUUGCUUCCGGAUGGAGAUUUUUGAUACUAAUGUUGAAAUAAUGAUCGUUGAAUUAGCUGUAGUAAUUGAUGUAUCAAAAAUACUCAAUUGGAUAGAGAAUCACGGAUUUAGUGUGCAAACUUAUUGGACAGCCUACCUUUCGACUUUAUAAAUUGAAAAUCGACCAAUUGUCGCUGAAUAAACAAAGUUGCUCGUUGAUGUGUUCAAAAUUCACAAGUUUCAAGUACAAAUGUAUCGUGUAGAUAUACAUAAAUCUGUUGAACGCAUUGAAGCCGAAAUAUACAAUGUAUGUUCUAUUUUAAAUAUUAGUUUCCACGGUGUGACAUCUGCAGUUGUUUGGUAGAAAAAUACAUUUUGAAUUAAUUGCAGUUUUAUGAAAUGUUUUGUGAAUAGACGACGUUAAUGAUUAAAGAUAUGAAAAGAUAACAUCCGCUCGCAGAGCAUGCUAAUGAUCUGGAUCCAGAAGUUCUUGUAAUUCAUGACGUAAAGAAUUUAAAUGCGAACACAUAUUUUCAUGUUAUUUAAAGAUCAACCAUUCAUCUCAAUUAUUAUCUAUGUAAUUUACUUAUUUGUUUAUAAUUUGAAUUUUAAAUAAGACCACUUAAGGCUUA
Molecule: messenger RNA, 4863 nt
Organism: Athalia rosae (coleseed sawfly)
Lineage: Eukaryota; Metazoa; Arthropoda; Insecta; Hymenoptera; Athaliidae
Product: E3 ubiquitin-protein ligase TRIM33
Exons: 11
Coding region: 395-3496 (1033 amino acids)
Molecular function (GO): protein binding; zinc ion binding
Source: RefSeq, a predicted model, not a curated record